This is a messenger RNA of Ascoidea rubescens DSM 1968, 1137 nucleotides long. RefSeq names its product spliceosome assembly protein PRP11 (gene PRP11). NCBI's taxonomy places the organism in Eukaryota, Fungi, Ascomycota, Saccharomycetes, Ascoideales, Ascoideaceae. Gene Ontology annotation, biological process: spliceosomal complex assembly. The record is from RefSeq and is a predicted model, not a curated record. Gene Ontology annotation, cellular component: U2-type prespliceosome; U2 snRNP; catalytic step 2 spliceosome. Gene Ontology annotation, molecular function: nucleic acid binding; zinc ion binding. The transcript has a single exon. The coding region runs from base 332 to 1036 and encodes 234 amino acids.
AAUCUUGCUGAUAGUAUGAUUUAUGAUUUUUGACACAUGUACUGGGUGAGAAUUAAAACAGGGUAUGAGAAAGGGAAAGAACAGGUCUAAGCAGUGUCUGGAACGAGGUCUCUUCAAAACACGAUGCAACACUGGCGACGACUAUCAAGUAUCAAACAACACAGAGAACAGCAAAUCCACCAUCGUUGAAGCACCAGCAGCACCAGCACUGCGAGGAGCCAGUUUUCUGAGCGUUGAUCUAGAGUUUGAGCUGGGCAUGUGACCUGGAGAUGCGGCUGGAUCUGGAAAAGAAGCAGUUGGGAGGCAAAGAGAGAUUAGAGGAGGCAACGAGAUGGACUACCAGAACAGAGUUGGGUCGAAGAAGGGCAGUGGUGGUGUGGCCACUGCCAGCGAAGAGAAUGCCCACCGGAGAGAGAGAGUGAGGCAGUUGAUGUCCAAUCGAAUCGACGUCGACAGCGAUCCCUAUGUCUUCAGGAACCACUUGGGCUUGCUAGAAUGUAAGUUGUGUUUGACGACUCAUGUUUCUGAGGGAUCCUUUUUGAAUCACACCCAGGGAAAGAAACACCAGACGAAUUUGCAGAGAAGAGCAAACCAGGACCCUAAAUUCAGUCAUGUUGAUCUGGUAAAUGCAGCGAUAAAAUACAAAAGCAAAAGUGGUUUGGGUAACAAUUUACUAUCCUAUUCGACUGUUCCCAAAAAGAGCUUUGCGAAGAUUGGUAAGCCUGCGUACAAGAUAACUAAAAUAAGAGAUCCAAUUAGCUACGAAAUCGGGUUGCUUUUUACCAUACAGUUCCCCAAAUUGAAGAAUGAUAUAGCACCAAAAUAUCGGAUGAUGAGUUGUUUUGAACAACAGGUUGAUUUGCCAAUCAGUAAAGAAUACCAGUAUUUAGUAGUUAGCGGUGAACCAUACGAAAAUAUUGGCUUUAAGAUUCCUAGUAAAGAAAUCGAUAAGGACGAAGACAAAUUUUGGUCAUUUUUUGACAAAGAUACAAAAGAAUUUUUUAUACAAUUUUUUUUCAAAAACAAGUCAGACUAAUUGUAAAUUACGAAGCUAAUAAGCUGUAAUCCAUAAUUGUAAUUUUGUAAUUUAUAAUUCGUAAUAUAUAAUAUAUUUUACAAGAAGAAAUUUGUAAGUGC